Messenger RNA from Hyaena hyaena (striped hyena), 990 nucleotides. Its product is annotated as basic proline-rich protein-like. The record is from RefSeq and is a predicted model, not a curated record. The transcript is spliced from 2 exons. The coding region runs from base 1 to 990 and encodes 329 amino acids. NCBI's taxonomy places the organism in Eukaryota, Metazoa, Chordata, Mammalia, Carnivora, Hyaenidae.
AUGAGCAAAAUACGUGAAGGCUUCACCAAAGGACCCACGAGACGGAGCAUCGAGCCCCGCUCCCGAGAGUUUGGCGGAGGCACUGCGCUCCCCGGGGGCUUAGUGGCCACGCCCGCGAAGGACUCCGCGCAGCCCCGCGAGCCGGGCGCCCACCGCGCGCCACCACCGGGGCGACCCCCCCGGACCCCCGCACCGCCGCCGCACGGGGACAAGUUCCAUUUUGGAAAGGUCCCUCGAGGUGGACAAAUCGAAGUGCUGCGGGGCGGUGGGGGCGGGGAAGCCGGCCGCGGACACCGAGGGCGGGAACGGCGCGCAGCGGCCGCGAGGACACCCGGCACCGGGAACGGCGGAGCGCGGGCGGGAGGAAGGGGCUCCCACCUGGGGACACCCACCUUCCCGGUGGGGCCGCCGGGGAGGGGCACAGAGCGGGGCGUGGAGGGCCGGGUGUUUGGGACGGACGGUCAGGGACCCUCGGAGGACCGCCCCGGGCCGCAGCCGCCGCCGCUCUUCCCAGGCGGAAGCGCUCCUCCCGCCGCCGGAAGCGACGCUCCCGCCCCGAGGCGCAUCUCGGUGGUGCGCGCGGGCCGCCUGGAGGGUGGCUGGCUUCGCCGCAGCGACUGUCCCCUGGGGCCCUCGUUCCCCGGCUGUGCUCACCUCCCGCCCUCGCUCACCCGCCGCAGCCCUCCGCCGCGCCUCCAGAGUGCUGGCCGCUCCGCGGGCUCCAUCCCUUCACCAGGGCUGCGGGGCGCGGCGACUAAAGGGCCAUGGCGUCGCUUCUGGAAGCUUUCGGUUCAGGGGCCCCUCCCCCUGGGUAGUGCAGCGUCCCUCAAUCACCCACCGAAGCCCGGCCCCCGCCACCCCCGGCCCCUCGUGCUGCCGUCUCCCCGGAAGCCACCGGACGCCAGCUCCGCCGCCCACCGCCCGCUGCGGUGCGAGCUCGCAACCCGCCCGGCCGGUGGGGUCUUAUGUUUGAUUGUGAAAGACACGUAA